Messenger RNA from Conger conger (European conger), 2139 nucleotides. RefSeq names its product CD209 antigen-like. The coding region runs from base 28 to 1569 and encodes 513 amino acids. The record is from RefSeq and is a predicted model, not a curated record. Lineage: Eukaryota; Metazoa; Chordata; Actinopteri; Anguilliformes; Congridae. The transcript is spliced from 6 exons. Gene Ontology annotation, molecular function: signaling receptor activity.
UCUGGACGCAUACGGACCUCAGCAAAUAUGGUCCGAAGGCACUUAGUCCCAUGGAUUCUAAAUCCUCAAUCGGUAAUGGACACCUCAACUGAACCUUCAGGACCUGUGCAACAAGACGGAUCAUUAGCCCCCAUGGAGUCCAGUGAAAGGCCAAAACAUUUUUAUUGCUGGGCUCUGGUCUUAACUGCAAUCCUCUGCUGUCUACUUGUCAUUACAUCUAUAGUGCUGGGAGUCCUCUAUGACAAGGAAUCCAAGAAAAAAACCAACCCUGAGCUGGACAGUUUGCUGGAUGAAUACCAUAAAGUGAGUGCCCUCUACCAAAGAGCUUCUGAGGCCAAUGCUCAACUGCAAAGAGAGAACACAGAACUGGCCCAAAGCAACACUAGUCUUCAUGUUCAGAACGAGCACCUCAUCCACAACAACACGCAACUCAUGGAGCAAAAUGACAACCUCACCCUAGUAAACACAAAACAACGCUGGGAGAUCUGGAACCUCACCAACAGCAGUGGUCAACUACGUGACAAGGUGUCCAAUCUCACGACGUACACUCAACAGCUGCAGGGGCAGAACCUGAAUAUGUCACACACUGUCACUCUACUGCAACAACAGAACAGAAACUUGACAGAAUCAAACAGGCAACUGCAGAGGGAUAACCAGGACCUGUCUGAUGCUAACGUCCUUCUGAGGAGUGACAUUGAGCAAGAGGCUGAGAAUAACACUCGACUAUGGCUGGAGACUGAGAGAUUGACGGGGCAGAACAGCAGGCUUCAGGAAGAGAACCACAACCUGACCCAGGAAAACAUACAACUCAAGUGGGUGAAUCGCAACAUUUCUGAUGCAAACAGCUUCCUGAGGGGCUGUUGUGAGACUGCAAAAGAGAAGAACACGCAGCUGCAGGAGGAGAACCAGAAUCUGCUGGAAGAGAACACCUGGUUGAAGCACCAGAAUCAGAAUUUAACCCGCCAAAAUACAUGGCAGGAAAUGCAGGGUCAGGCCCUCAUGAGUGACAAUGCCAGGCUGAGGUUGAAGAAUGCAAACCUGUUGGAUGACACAUUCAGGCUUUACCAGAACUACAUGUCUCUGGAUCAGUACUGCCCUGUUGUGAAUGAAGAGUCUCAGGAACGACUUUGUAGGACAUGUAAUGGCAGCUGGAUCGUUUUCCAGUCCAAGUGUUACUUCUUUUCUGGUGACAGGAAAACCUGGCAUGAGAGCCGAUCAAAAUGCCAGUCUGAAGGGGCAGACUUACUCAUUGUCAAUAGUGUGGAGGAGCAGAAGUUUGCAUUUAGGACAAGUCUCUCCAUCAAUCAAGUGGGCACCAGGGUUUGGAUCGGAUUGAGUGAUGAACAGAGAGAAGGAGAGUGGCGCUGGGUGGACGGCAGUCCUGUCACUCAAGAUUUGCAGUUCUGGCUUAAUCGGACUAAUGAAAUGGAUGAGCCUGAUGACUGGAAGGCAAUUAACUCUCUGGGUGAAGACUGUGGACAUCUAGACACUAGCACUUAUGAACUAAACUCCUGGAUGGAUGGACCAUGUGAGACAGCCUAUAGCGCAAUCUGUGAGAAAAGUGUUUAAACUAACAGAAGCUGAUAGAGUUCUGAUCUUUUGCUUUUUCUGAUAGCAUUUUAAAAUCCAAAUAUGCUUCAACAAAGUUGAAUUAAGAAUAGGUCUAGGCUAAUCCUUUUAUUCCUCCACGUUUCAUUCCUUAAUAGCCAAGGAUUUGCCCAAUGAUCUAUAUAUUGAGCUUGCAAUUAGCAUGAUUCUGCAAGCAGACUAUUUUUUGUGUCAAAUCACAAUAAAAGUGAUAUGAGACAUGGAUGGUAGGGGUGUCUAUUACAAUAUAAACAGUAAGCAUUUAAUUAGUAUUUCCAAAAUGUUAACAUUUCCAUGAAGCUUCUCUUUUUAAUUUCUUUUCAUUUUGAAGGCUGUGUUCACUCAAUGGCAUGAUUUAAUUUUAUAUAUAUAUAUAUAUGUGAUCAAAUGCUACAUAAUGAACAUCAGCCAUAGGAUUGUGUUGAUCAGUUAAAUUCAAUGCAUGUUCUUUUUUCUUAAUUUAAUUGGUGUACCAUAUUUUUUACAUUCUAUAUUGGAUUGCGAGGGUGUAUUGUGGGAACUGCAGUUUCAAUAAAGCUUGUGGAAAUUUCA